Struthio camelus australis is the source of this 3250-nucleotide messenger RNA. Lineage: Eukaryota; Metazoa; Chordata; Aves; Struthioniformes; Struthionidae. The record is from RefSeq and is a predicted model, not a curated record.
UCUGCUGCAAGUUCACAGAAAGGGAAGAGAAUGGCUGCAAAAGAGAAGUUGGAAGCCAUAUUAAAUGUGGCCCUAAGGGUCCCAAGCAUCAUGCUGUUGGAUGUCUUGUACAGAUGGGAUGUGAGCUCGUUCUUCCAGCAGAUCCAAAGAAGUAGCCUGCACAACAACCCACUCUUCCAGUACAAGUACUUGGCCCUUAACAUGCAUUAUGUCGGUUACAUCUUAAGUGUUGUGCUUCUGACUUUACCAAGGCAACACCUAGUUCAGCUUUACCUGUACUUCUUGACUGCACUGCUGCUGUAUGCUGGUCACCAAAUUUCCAGGGAUUAUGUUAGGAGUGAAUUGGAAUCGGGAUAUGAAGGGCCAAUGUACUUGGAACCUCUCUCUAUGAAUCGUUUCAUGACUGCUUUAGUAGGUCAGCUGGUGGUAUGUACACUCUGCUCCUGCGUCAUGAAAACAAAACAGAUCUGGCUUUUCUCUGCUCACAUGCUCCCUCUACUGGCACGUCUCUGCCUGGUCCCUUUGGAAACCAUUGUUGUCAUCAACAAAUUUGCCAUGAUUUUCACUGGUUUAGAAGUUCUCUACUUUCUGGCAUCUAAUCUUCUGGUGCCCUAUAAUUUGGCAAAAUCUGCAUACAGAGAGCUUGUCCAGGUGGUGGAGGUAUAUGGUCUCCUGGCUUUGGGAAUGUCUCUGUGGAACCAGCUGGUGGUCCCAGUUCUCUUCAUGGUGUUUUGGCUUGUCUUAUUUGCUCUUCAGAUCUAUUCCUAUUUCAGUACACGGGACCAGCCUGCCUCAAGAGAGAGGCUCCUCUUCCUCUUCUUGACAAGUAUUGCAGAAUGCUGUAGCACUCCGUACUCGCUGCUGGGCUUGGUCUUCACAGUCUCUUUUGUUGCUUUGGGAGUUCUGACUCUGUGCAAGUUUUACUUGCAGGGUUACCGAGCGUUCAUGAAUGACCCUGCUAUGAAUAGGGGAAUGACUGAAGGGGUCACGCUCCUGAUUCUUGCCGUGCAGACAGGUUUGAUCGAGAUCCUGCAGUCCAUGCUGGAAAUUGCUGAUCCCAUUGUUUUGGCAUUGGGAGCUUCAAGAGACAAGAGUCUGUGGAAGCACUUCCGAGCGGUCAGCCUCUGUUUGUUCUUACUGGUGUUCCCUGCGUACAUGGCCUAUAUGAUUUGUCAGUUUUUCCACAUGGAUUUCUGGCUGUUGAUCAUUAUCUCCAGCAGUAUUCUGACCUCUCUUCAGGUGCUUGGGACGCUCUUCAUUUAUGUUUUGUUUAUGGUGGAGGAGUUCAGAAAAGAGCCAGUAGAAAAUAUGGAUGAUGUGAUUUAUUAUGUAAAUGGCACAUACCGGCUGCUGGAAUUCCUUGUCGCUCUCUGUGUGGUGGCAUACGGUGUCUCGGAAACUAUCUUUGGUGAAUGGACUGUGAUGGGUUCUGUGAUCAUUUUCAUUCACUCCUAUUAUAACGUGUGGUUGCGUGCCCAGCUGGGAUGGAAAAGUUUCCUUCUCCGCAGAGAUGCUGUGAAUAAGAUCAAAUCACUGCCCACUGCCACAAAAGAGCAGCUGGAGCAACACAAUGAUAUCUGUGCCAUCUGCUACCAGGACAUGAAAUCUGCAGUAAUCACACCAUGUAGCCAUUUUUUCCAUGCGGGUUGUCUUAAGAAAUGGCUCUAUGUGCAAGAAACCUGCCCUCUGUGCCACUGCCAACUUAAGAACCCUUCACAGCUACCAGGACUGGGGCCAGAGCCAGUUCAGCAGCCAAAUCCUGGUGCAGAGCAAAACACCAGUCCUGGAGAUGCGGUUGAGCCCCCUGGUGUUGAACAUGACAAUGGGCCAAAUACAAAAGACAGCCCUAGCAAGAGUAACCAACAAGUUGCUGAUGAACAGGACAGCCAGGAGGCCUCUGCUGAGACUGAGGGUUCUCCAAGCGUGGACUGUGACACAAGCCCAUGUGAAGCCAGCCAGGGAACAGCUUUUGCUGCAGAACUAAUUGCACCCCUAGAGGGGUGCCCCGCUCGAGACCCGAGGGUUUGUGUCCAGCUCUGAAGUGACAAAGGAUGACACAGGGACGAACGCAUUUCGGAGAUGCAAGUUUGACUCAGAAGAAAUCCUCUCCUUCCACAGCUGUGAAGGAAGUUUAUAGCUAUUAAUGCUGGUCAAAAUGUAAUAUCCCAUGCUGAUUUUUGUGGGCUGCUUGAUAGUGGUAACUCCAGUGAGAUACAGUAUAAGUGACUCCAGAAGCUCUCUGAACUGUGGGCAUAGGAAGGAUGUCUGGAAAUCAACUAAAGCAAAAGAGUGUUUUCAAGACGUAGGUGAGGGGUAAGAGGAGCAGGAGGUCUGUGAGAGGUUGUAGACGGAUGGAGAGAACACUAGCUUUUGUUUAGGGUAGGAAGAGGGUGUCAAAUACAGCCAUGUCCCAGGGUACCAGAGAGGUGUUAAGUGCAGUAGCCUGCUAGUCUUUGACUGAGGUGCAGCUAUGGUUACUGAUAAAACUAUGUGGCAUGGAAGCGAAAAUCGAAGAUGUAACAGCAGUGAUUUGUACUGGAAGAUGGAAGCACUCUUAAUACGUCAUGUGUAUGCUUUGGGUGUUUUUGGUGGGGCAAUUGCAUUUGAAUUCAUGUAAUCUAUAGUGACUCUUGACUUUUAUGACGGAGUCUUCAAUAUUUUGAUGUAUAUGAAACUUUUGUUAAUAUAUUGGGCACAGUCUGGGCUGUGUGAAGUAAACUAAAGCUCUGAUGAACACUUUGGCCUCUGCUACCAUGUGCAGGAGGAAAGUGGGAUGAGUUUUAGGGCACAGAUAGUGGCCUUGCAGUACUGUCCUGUGUAACGUUUAAUUCUUGCAGCUGAAUUAAAACAGUAUUAAACUCUGGCGAUAUUUGCACUUUGGGAAUGAGUACAUUAUUGUGUAUGAUCAGACUCCGCAAAUGCCACUUUUAAAGCUGUUAAUAGGUUUGCACCUUUCUUUCUUUGACAAGGACAUGUCCAUACUUAAAUUUUUACAUUCAUCAUGGCUUCAAGUAGAACUAGGGACUGGGGUGGGGGAAUAAGUGGGAGUAGGGGGGCAGGCAAUUUUUUUAUGUGAAUUUUGAUAUGAAGAGAAAUUAGUCACUUAUUUAUACGAUAGGCUUGACUCAAGUGUUUUUCAAAGUCGGUAUUCCUAAUGUGAAAUGUGAUACUAUUUUAUUUUUAGUAGUAAAUUUGGAUGUAGACAGACAGACAUAGCUGAAUGUCUUAAUAAAUUACAUUUGAAGAUUUU